Molecule: messenger RNA, 1359 nt
Organism: Geodia barretti
Lineage: Eukaryota; Metazoa; Porifera; Demospongiae; Tetractinellida; Geodiidae
Source: the annotation of a GenBank genome assembly
AUGAUUUUGCAAGACCCUCAGACUUCGCUCAAUCCGGUGUUUACAAUUGGUAACCAGUUGCGCGAGGCAUUAGGCAUAGCGCACCGGGAAAACAAGCGGUCAAUGCUGGGCAGGGCGGUAACCGCUUUGCGUUCCGUUAACGUGGCGGCGCCUGAGCGACGGCUGGACGACUAUCCGCAUCAAAUGUCGGGUGGAAUGAAGCAACGCGUGGUAGGGGCUAUCGCGAUGUCCUGCGAACCAGGAGUUAUUAUCGCGGACGAACCAACCACGGCGCUGGACGUUACGAUCCAGUUGCAAUACCUGCGCCUUUUGAAAGAGAUUCAGGCGGAGACCGGACUCGCCAUCAUUUUCAUUACCCACGAUUUUGGCGUAGUUGCCCGCAUGUGCGACCGAGUGGCCGUGAUGUACGCCGGGCGGAUAAUAGAACAGGGUGACGUGCGGGAUAUUUUCAACAACCCGACCCACCCGUAUACCCAGGCAUUGAUCAACUCGGUUCCAAAACUGGAACAGCGCGUAGGCCGGCUCUACUCCAUUGACGGCCAGCCGCCAUUGCUUUCAAACUUGCCGGAAGGGUGCCGAUUUGCGCCAAGGUGUCUAUACGCCGAGGACAAAUGCCUGGAAGCAUAUCCGGAGUCGGUACAGAUGAAUCCCAGGCACCAUGCCGACUGUUGGGCGCUCGGUCCAGACUGGCAAGAAGUCAAUGGCCUGAAGAAAUAUUUCCCCGUUACAAAAGGUCUUAUCAUGAUGAAGACCAUCGGCUACGUGCAGGCGGUGGACGGUAUUUCCUUCUCUAUCAGGCAAGGCGAGACAUUGGGCCUGGUUGGCGAAUCUGGCUGUGGCAAAACCACCACCAGCAAGCUAUUACUGCGGCUGGAACGCCCGACCGAGGGUGAGAUUCUUCUUGAAGGGGAAGACAUCAACGAAUUCCGCGGAACUCAGUUGCAAGAGUACCGGACCACGGUGCAAGCGGUGUUUCAGGACCCCUGGUCGUCACUGAGCCCACGGAUGCGGGUCCGCGAUAUUGUUGCAGAACCGCUUAUCGUUAAUCGCAGCGUGACGACGCAAGAGAAGGAAGAUCGAGUCGCGGAAGUUUUGCAGCAGGUGGGGCUCCACGCCCAGCAGGCCAAUAACUAUCCCCAUGAGUUUAGUGGAGGCCAGCGGCAACGCAUUGCGGUGGCCUCGGCCCUGGUGUCGUACCCCAAGCUGAUUGUGCUGGACGAGCCGGUGUCGGCGCUGGAUGUGUCCAUUCGUGCGCAGGUGAUGAACCUGCUGAAGGACUUGCAAGAGCAAUACAACGUCAGCUAUCUGUUGAUAGCGCACAACCUGGCGACGGUCCGGUACAUGGCCCACCAAACCGCG